Molecule: messenger RNA, 6152 nt
Organism: Wyeomyia smithii (pitcher-plant mosquito)
Lineage: Eukaryota; Metazoa; Arthropoda; Insecta; Diptera; Culicidae
Gene: gus
Product: protein gustavus
Exons: 3
Coding region: 1212-2279 (355 amino acids)
Biological process (GO): intracellular signal transduction; proteasome-mediated ubiquitin-dependent protein catabolic process
Cellular component (GO): SCF ubiquitin ligase complex
Molecular function (GO): protein binding
Source: RefSeq, a predicted model, not a curated record
GCCAAGUUUAGUCGCGUCGCAACUAUCGAAGGGUUUGUUCGUGUUUUCACUUGCGCUUGUCUGUCUGCCAGCCUGCCUGCGUGCCUGCCUGUGCUCAGCGUCAGAAAGAGAGAGGGUGAGAGGAGCCUGUGUCGUUUGUCGCAGUCGUCGUCUAGUGGUUGUUUUUUUUUCUUUUGUCGUUUGAUUAUGGUGUGAGAUUUUCCUACUUCCCCAUCCAGCAGUGGGUCGCUGUCGUUACACGAAGGAACAACAGUAGUAGCAGCAGCAAAAACGAAAAACAAUAGAUAGUGUCCGUUCGCAAAACGCACACAAAAUAGAAACUAACGCACACCCGGAGUCGUUCUAUAUCGGUCGCAGACGGUCUGUGUGUCCUGUUCGGUAUUCGAAACCGGCAGUCAGCUCUGAAUAGUAUGCAGAAAAGUGUGUAGUACAAUUACACCGUGCAUAAAGUGUUAGUAACUUAGUAAUAAUAAGUAAUCGAAGAUACACGGGAAAAAGUCGUGUAGAGAAAAGAAAGAGCAAACAGGACGACGCAAAGGAAGCGGAAGAAGGCAAUUGUAUGAAGUCUUAAUGUGUUCAGGGCCGUUUUCGCUGAAAAUCGUGGAGCAAUACGACUUUUGUCACCCGGGCUCCCACGAAUCAACCAAACAAAAGCCUCUGAAAGUAUUUAGCUGAAAAGUGCACAGAAGGAAAGUUUUGAAGAGAAAUAAACUUUGUGAACACGGGCCCAAGUCUAUCCCGUACUACCUGAAGAAAUAGUGAACGUAACUAAGUGCAUGCAUUACUGGGCGAUGUGGUUCACGACUUUGUGGAUGAUUUCCGUAAAGUGUAACACGUGGAGAGCAUGAAUAGGAUUAACAGUCACAAAGGAAGGGUCCGAUUGGUGCGGCGUGCGUUAUGAGCUCCUGAAAUUCGCAUCUACCGCGCGUAUAGUUUCUUUUUCUUGCAACGAAGUUGUUCAGUUUAAACCCUUCCUCGAGAGUAGCAAUCUCAAUUACGAAAGCCAGUGAAUAGUACAAAUUUUCCGAUUAUUUUUCGCGUAUAAGUUAACGUAAUUUAUUUCGCCAACUGCGGAAGAAAAGAACCAAUACCACAAAGUGUGAUAUUUUAGAGAGAAAACAAAAGGCUCGGAUAACGUGAAAAGCAAUCAACUAUACCACCAACCUCCUGAACCAGUAUUGGAUACUUCCACACAGCUAAAAAUCAGCUAAAUGGAAUUAGCACGUAAAAGAUAUAAAAGUAGCCGGGGUCCGGUGCUAAGGUCAAGCGAACGUCGCCGUCCACAGAGUAUAUCGUCAUCCACCUCCACAUUGCUGCCCCGAGUGGUGCUCAACCGCAUAGAUCCUCGCGAAUUCGAUCGUAUCCGUGUCUCGUACAAGGUUGCCAUCCGUAGCACCCGCAACAGUCGUACCAGCAGUAGUGUUCACCCUGGUAUGAACAUGGGCCAAAAGAUUAGCGGAGGUGUUAAAACGGUCAGCAGCCGCGACCAACCAUCGCCAUUCAUUCCGAAGAUUCCUCGCGAACUAGCGGCGCACUUUCAACGGCCAGCUCGUCUCGAUCUCCUGCUCGACAUGCCCCCGGUAGCACGGGAAACUCAGAUCAAAUACUCCUGGAAUUCUGAGGAUCGCUCGCUGAAUGUGUUCGUGAAAGAAGACGACAAGAUGACAUUCCACCGGCAUCCGGUGGCGCAGAGCACAGACUGUAUACGAGGCAAGGUGGGCUUCACGAAAGGUCUGCACGUGUGGGAAGUGUUCUGGUCGACGCGGCAGCGCGGUACUCAUGCUGUGAUCGGUGUUGCCACCUCCGAGGCACCACUACACUCCGUAGGUUAUCAAAGUCUGGUCGGUUCCAACGACCAGAGCUGGGGCUGGGACCUGGGGCGCAAUAUGCUGUAUCACAACUCGAAAACCUGCCCCGGCGUGACGUACCCCGCGAUACUGAAACCGGACGAGACCUUCCUAGUGCCGGACAAAUUCCUGGUGGCGCUAGAUAUGGACGAGGGCACACUCAGUUUCAUUGUCGACGGCCAGUAUCUGGGGGUGGCCUUCCGGGGGCUCAAGGGCCGGAAGUUGUACCCGAUCGUGUCCGCCGUCUGGGGGCACUGCGAAAUCACGAUGAAGUACAUCGGUGGCCUCGAUCCCGAACCACUGCCACUGAUGGACCUCUGCCGACGAGUCAUCCGCCAAAAGAUCGGCCGAACGCACCUUGAGGAGCGCAUCGAACACCUCCAGCUGCCGCAGUCAAUGAAAACCUAUCUACUGUACCGGGACCGAAGAUAAUAGGAAACCCAAUAGCCGACUAUUAAUUAUUUAAUGAAAAUAAUUAUCGCUUACUAUUAUUAUUAUUGGCUAGAUAUUAAUUUCUCCUCUCGGAUUAAUUGAACACGUAUGAGCGCGAAAGGACUAGAAGCAUGGUGACGUAGGCUGGUUAAAUUAGGAUCAUUAGAGAGCCGGAUGCCCACACUAGGCUAAGAACGUCAGCGUGUAGCUUGUAGUUGAUAACGUGUUAGGGAACGUGUUCUAUCUGAGCUUUCAGGAUAGGAAAAAAAGAAGUAAAACAAUGAUAGUUUUCGGUUCUGUUCGCCAGCAAACUGACAGACCUUGUGCGAAUAGGGAUUUCGAUUCCGCCACUCCCAACAAUCUCACAAAACGUUUUUUUUUAAUAUACGGACUCUGCGAUAAGUAAAACUUAAGGGAAAUAGUAACACUAGGAGAAAGAAAAAAAAACAGAUGCAGUAACAAAAAAUUAAGUAUAUAUAUUGGAGAAAAAUAUAUGGAAAAGGCAAAAAUAUUUUCACUUUUAAAAAGCUGUAAAAAGGAAGGAAGAAAACAUGUAAGAUAGAUCAAACCGAAAUCAAAAGGCGCAAACUACACUCUUUUUGAUUUCAGCAAUUGUAAAAUAACUAAGAGAGGAAAAUGGCUGACUUUCCCUUCCAAACCUUGGAUCCUUUCCGUACACCCUCAUCUUAUUCCUUUGAGUAAGCUCAGCGAAAGGCAUAAUAAUGUGUUCUGUUUUUUAUGCUUUUAAUCUGUAACAUAUAAAUCAUUGCAAGUGAAAACCGCAAGCGAACGUCGAAACAAACUAAGAAAUAGUAUAAACACAAGAAAACAAAUUGCUAAAUUUUUGCAUUUAUCACCUGAAGCGAAGCUGCGGCUUUGCAGCUCGCCCGAGGAUGAUCUGUUCUUCCAACAAGAAACAAAAGAAAAACCAUCGUUUGAACGGCAAUUCGCGAUAGGAAAGAGGCCAGGAAAAGUACUAUUUAUUUACAACACAAAUCUAAGUAAAGCACAGCAAACAAUUACAGCAUUUGCACUCCCUCAGGUGAAGGAAGCCCGAAGAUUCUUCCGGUUGGGUUUGAUUCAGGUACGCGAUGCGACAUUCCAGCUUGAUGCUGCAAAUACCCACCCGCAUUUAUCUCUCGGUAAGUCCUGCACCUUGACACAAGCAAACAGAAAAGCAAAAGAUCGUGCAAUGCCCGAAGCUGGAAUAAAUGCGAUUGACCGAAUGCAAAAAGCACACACAAACACACAUAACACAAAAAGUACGUACCGGAGUCUGUUCACAGCAGUAACAACAACCGACUUUUGCAUUUCUUUCUUUCUUUUUGUAGAAGUUUAUUAGGAUAUAACCUCAACAAGCAAGCAAAGAAAAGUUCAAGAACGACAUAGAAAACGAAUCGAAAAAUUGACGGAACUGAAAGCCACACAACAAGGAUAAGACAGAUAAGAAAUCCGUGUGAUUUUUUUUAUUAUUAUUCGAAGUGAUUUAAAUUUAGAUUGAUUAAACACAACUUUAUACAACUAACACGAAAGUGAGACAUUGGCAAACAAUGACGAAGAGAGUGAGUGCGAGAACGACACAGAUAAAAGCAAACACACAAACAAAUAAGUUUAUUGGUAACAGAAAAAAAAGUGAUCGAGUAGAAGAAGCAAGGAAAAUGUAGUUUUGUAAGAAUAUUCAAUAUGAGCGUGAGUGAACGAGAAGCGGAAAUGCAUCCGCUUGUAGGCGAGUGAAGUUUUUCCUUUUUUUUUUCAAUGUAAGCGCGCGGUUGUGGAUGAACGUGAAUGCGAGAGGCUCAGUCAAAGUGGGACUAUUCUACUAGCAGUAUGAAGCAAAUAAAUAAAACAGAAACAAAACUAUCGAAUUAGUGCGAAAGUCGAGCAAAUCACAGAACAUUUCGAUUAUAACAUUGGGAAACGCAAAUAGAAUACCGAACUAAAACGAUGCAAAACGGGUUUUCUGGUUUUGGCGAACUACAGAGCAUUGCAAAUGCCGGGAGGCUCUUGUUUUCAAAGAGUUACUCUCACUGUCAACGCUAGGCACGAAAAACUAGAAAAAAAGGGCGAGAAUCGACCGACUAGAAAAACCCGACGGCAUGAACAAAUGAGAAUAAUUUGAAUGAAACCUCCGUCUUUAAUUUCUUCUCUUCAAAACCAACCUUAGUGCUAAAAUGUUUUUCAGCAAUAAGGAUGAAAGUGUAACUUUGGCAGCUUUACAAAUGCACGAUAGCGUAGCCUUCUGAACAGUUCCUUCUGCACGGAUCGCCGCGGAAACGAGCAGUAACCGACUAUUUUAUUUAUUGUUAACCGGAAAUUCUUGUUGCCAUAAAUCAAACCAACAUCACAUCGUAGUUACUGCAGAAAAGAUACCAAUAGAAAAGGGGGAAAUUAAACACAGCGGAAGGAGCAGUGCAGAGGAUAGUUUGAAAUCGCAGAGAUUAUGAGUUUUGUACAAAUAUCGCAAAAAAAAAAACAAGUGAAAUCCGACAGAAAUGCCAACAAAUUGUGAAGUGAUUUGUCCUAUUUUUAGGUUUCUUUGUAUAAAAAUCCCUUUUUUUCUUCUGUUUACUUCUUUUUCUUUGUUCAAUUUAUUUUCAUUUUUGAUUAUUAUAGUAUAAAAUGCUUAAAACAAGAGAAAUAGUCAAAAUAUAGAUAAAUGAUUUUUAUAUGAACGUCUUCAGAGUUUUAUUGUUUUCCAAAUCCUUUUAUGUUUGCAUGUUUUUUGUUCGUUUCGGCCAAUGUUACGAUUCGCGUUGCAGCAGCAGAAAGCUGAGCUCCAUUCCACUGGAAACGCGUUUGUCAGCAGUACACUCACAACACUCUCCUAAGUAUUUAAAAACGCUUGAAUAAACACAAGUUUUAUUUACAAGACGAAAAAUAUUAACAUUAAGUUAUUAGUGUUUCUGUAUUGAACGUUAGCUAUAAGGCUGUGCUGUCAGGAUUUAGCCAGAAUACUUUGCAAUGCGCCUGUUAGUAUUCAAUCGAUUACUAUUAGGUAUGGCUGCAUACUCAUCGCAGAAAAAGGCCUAAGAGUAUGCAACCAAUUACCUCACCUUGGGGACGAUAUUUUUCGUUAAUUCAUCAGACUGCACAAACUAACCCAAUGAGCCGAAUGUUAUUGUGUAAAACUUCCGCAAGCUAAUAGUAACAGAAAUUGAACAUAUUCUAGUCUAGGAGGGAAAGUUCGAAUUCAGAGAAAGAACAAGUAAGCAAAAGGCAGGAGAAAAGCACAGGAACUUUCCAGCAAUUCUUAAUCAUUUUAAGUAGCGUCAACAUGUGGAGACAAGAAAGAAAUUAUUCCCAUUAAUGCCAACCUCUACCUGGAAGGGGGGCAGCACGCAGCAUGCAAGAAAGAGCACAAACCGAUAGUAUUACCCGUGCUGUCUCUGACGGUUAGCGAACGCAACAAUGAUUACCGACAGGAUCAACAACCAGGUAAAAGCACACACGCACUGAAUAAAGCUUACACAGCAACAGUAAAAAAACACGAAGUUAGAACCGUCGUGUAGCAGUAUAGAAAUCUGUUUUAAGCAACGAUAUCGCGCGAUAAUGGCAGGCAAUUUUAGAACGCUAAAGCCCAGAUAAAGCAAAUAUUCAGUUCUAUAAAUGCGAACGCUAAUCAGGUGAAAAUGUAACAGUUUAAACAAGAUUUCCGAGUUGAUUGGAAAAUUAACACAACAUAACCAACUUCUCAACACAAGAACAACGUUGCGUAAGUUGCUGAACACUAGACGUGAGUAACGAACCGAAAAAUGUAAAAGUCUUCGAACAAGAUAAGCAUUAUGGUACAUGAUAACAAGAAAAAAGUAAACAAUAAAUGUCUUUUUGUAUAAAACUGAUUAUAAAAAAAUAAAACCAAAUUACAAAAUAUUA